Pectinophora gossypiella (pink bollworm) is the source of this 8726-nucleotide messenger RNA. It is a transcript of the gene Not1, whose product is annotated as CCR4-NOT transcription complex subunit 1. Gene Ontology annotation, cellular component: CCR4-NOT core complex; P-body. The transcript is spliced from 16 exons. NCBI's taxonomy places the organism in Eukaryota, Metazoa, Arthropoda, Insecta, Lepidoptera, Gelechiidae. Bases 270 to 7454 code for a protein of 2394 amino acids. Gene Ontology annotation, biological process: nuclear-transcribed mRNA catabolic process, deadenylation-dependent decay. Gene Ontology annotation, molecular function: molecular adaptor activity. The record is from RefSeq and is a predicted model, not a curated record.
AGCUAUAAGAUACGCUGCUAGGGACUCGGCGACUGGUGUCUUCGUCAUCGUGUGCGGAUUUUUAUUCACGUUAAAUUUUAAUGCCAGCAGUGUGGGGUGCUAAAUUAUGUUGAUUUAAUGAAGUGAACAAUAGUAUUGGUGAUGUUGGCCUUAGGCUUAUCGUUAUUUCGCAAAAAAACUGUAAAAGAACACACGUUUACUGUAGUAAUCCGUCAAAAAUCGAGAAAGCUUCAAGCGUUUGAAGCUUUCUGUUUCGCAUUGAUGGAACUAUGAACCUGGACCCUUUAACGUUUAGCUUAUCGCAAAUCAAUUAUCUCGUUGUAAAUCUAAAUAAGAAGAACUUCAAGCAGACAAGUCAAGAGUUGACCCAGAUUGUCCACCUAUAUGGAUUGGAAGCAGAAAAUCAACUUUUGAGGUGUCUACUGAGUGAAGCUGCAAAGUCGUCGUGGGAUAGUGAUCGUCCUGGCUCGUCGUCCGUCAGUAGCAUACACGCGUCGCUCCUAGCCCAGCACCUCGCGUCGUUGCUCAAUCAUCCGGCAAAAUCUACUGUGGUUUGCCGAGCAGUCGAUCAACCCACCCGAUCUUUGCAGAAGAUAUUAAAACCUACAAAUACAUUACUCAAUCGACUUUCAAGACUUCUAAAGCUUACCACUGCAGAGGAUGUUGCCUUCUCUCUGGUUUUGAGGAGGAAUUCAUCAAAAACUGAAAUUGUAUCAUUAGCAAAGCAACAUCUAAAAAAGAGAUUCUUAGAUCUCGUGCAGUGCUAUCUCGACGCAGAACGCGGACAUCAAGUAGAGCGUGCCGGCCUUCAGGAAUGCAGCCCUGAAGUGUUGCAAACUCUUCUAACCAGUCUCGCACAUGAAAAUUUUCGUUUAGCAGCAGUGACUAAAGACUUGUUUUUGAAACGGUUACGUGUGGACUUUCCCCGUGAAGUAGUGCCUAUUGUGCUCGCGCCUCUGUUGUAUCCCGACGACACACAGACGCCGCUGGAGGAAAUGACCACAGCUGACGAUAUGGCGACCGCCAUGAUGGAUAACUCACUUGCGGAGAUAAUCCGAGACAUCGGCUAUUCAUUCACAUCAUCUGUCGAAGACUGCAAAAACAACAUGCUGAACUUCGGCGCUCGGGAGCCUACUGCAAUAGAUGUUGCUCGUAUCAUAUCAAUGAUGAUCAGAUACCAUGCCACUUUGCAAGAAGGCCCGCAGAUUCAAACACCUGGCAAUUUCUGGAUGAGCCAUGAAGCUAAGAAAGAUCCCAUACAACACGGACAUGGCGAAACGUGGAAUGCCGAAGUAUUUGUGCAAACAUUAAAAGAAUUGGCAUCUAAUUUAAACUGGAAGGAGGUCAUAUUGCAGCUUGAUCAUCCCGAAUUCAUUGUUCCUGACAGACAGGGACUUGGUCUGCUAUUCACGAUUUUACGACUCGGCCUUCAGAGUGCUGGAUACCCGGCUAAUAUAUUCCCAGUUGAAUAUCUCUGCCGUAGAUGGACAAACCUAGAGGGUCAAAUGAGCUUGAUCAGUAACAUUCUCAAACAUCCAGAAAUCUUCAGUUUUGCUGAUCAUCCAUUUCACCCCGUAUCAAUUGAUCUAUUGAAAUCACCACCUGAAACUGAUAAUAAAGAGAUAUCUACGUGGCGAUGCUUAUACCUCGUGGAACUACUGUUGUAUGCUGCUGACCGUGGUUACUACAUGCAAGUUCACGAGUUGUUCAAGUUUCCUCUUCAGCAUUGUCCUGACAUCUUGCUGCUUGCUUUACUACAAAUCAGUCCACCUAUCACUGUAUUCAGGCAAGAGUUAUUGACAACGCUGAUCCCGAUUUUCUUGGGCAAUCAUCCGAAUUCGGGAAUAAUCUUACAUCAUGCGUGGCACACACAGAAUCCCAAUAUUAAACCGAUUAUAAUGCACGCCAUGGCUGAGUGGUACAUACGCGGCGAGAGCGACCAAUCCAAGCUGUCGCGCAUAUUGGAUGUUGCACAGGACCUCAAGGCCUUAUCACUUCUAUUGAACGUUCAAUCUUUUCCUUUCGUGAUUGACUUAGCCUGUCUAGCUUCGCGAAGAGAGUAUCUGAAGCUGGAUAAGUGGCUAACUGACAAAAUAAGAGACCACGGAGAAACUUUCGUCUCAGCUAUGGUAAAAUUCCUUCAAAGAAGAUGUCCAGUGCUGGGAAAAAUACCCGAAGAACAAUUACCGAAAGCUGCGCAGCUGCCACAUGAAACGGUCGCUACAAUGCUGGCCUGUUUGCAGUUGUGUAUACCAAACGUACAACAAGACCUACAAGAAGCAAUUUAUAAUGUAAUAGCUAACUGCCAGACGCUCAUUCUGAGUAAGACUAGACAGAGCAUCGCUGGAAUAGCACGGCCACACACAAGGGUAUUAGAAACUCCUUUUAAUCCGGCGGGUAUAAGCGGGCAGCUAUUUACUCCGCACGUCGACUCCAUGACCAACUUGACUCCAAAUGUAGCUAAUAUGAACUUGGGGGCUCCGGCAAAUACCACAUUUGCUAUGCCCGGAACUCUGGGACCUCUAGUAACUACACCAGGUUCUCCUUCUCGUUUGAUGGGUGCGGGUCCCAAUAGUCCAUUUACAAUGAUGCCCUUGCAACAUAAUGCAAACGUCGCCAACAUGGGCGCCCUUGCAAGAAUGGCACCUGCGCCAGUAAUGGACAAACCACGUAUACCAGAUCCAAUUCAUUUCCCCGAAAUUAUGCACAACGUGUCUAAAGAAAUAGAGGAUGAAGCUAAUGGCUAUUUUCAGAGAAUUUAUAACCAUCCACCGCAUCCUACUCUGUCGAUAGACGAAGUGCUCGAGAUGUUGAAGAAAUUCCAAGAUUCUCCAAACAAACGAGAACGGGAAGUGUUCUCUUGUAUGCUGCGAAAUCUCUUCGAAGAAUACAAGUUCUUCCCUCAAUACCCUGACAAAGAGUUGCACAUAACAGCACAACUUUUUGGAGGUAUCAUAGAAAAAGGACUGGUUCCAAGCUACGUAUCGCUAGGUUUGGCGUUACGAUUUGUGCUUGACGCGCUGCGCAAGCCAGAAGGAUCUAAAAUGUAUUAUUUUGGUAUAGCUGCUCUCGAUCGCUUCAAAUCACGACUAAAAGAUUAUCAUAAAUACUGCGAACAUGUAAGAGCUAUACCACAUUUCAGCGAAUUUCCUCCUCAUCUAAUCGAAUACGUGGAGUACGGCUUACAGAGUCAAGAGCCGCCUACGAAGCCGCAAGGAGCGGUACUACCGGCUAGCCUGGCUGCCAUGUUAACUCAAAGCGCAGUCGUAACUGUCUCUGCACCUUACAGGGCUGUCGUAUGUGCGCCCACAUCAAUAUCAGUAAUGUCAAAAGUUACAAAUGCCGCUGGAGGCAUGAGCAGCCGACCCUCCAUUGCCAAUGCUACCAAUAUUGAUACUCUGCUAACGGCGACUGACAGAGAGGAAAAGAUAAAUUCUCCUCCAGAAGCCAUUCAGGAUAAAACUGCAUUUAUUUUUAACAACCUCAGUCAGUUAAAUCUGCAAACAAAAUGCGAAGAACUCAAAGAAAUAAUCACUGACGAAUACUUCCCAUGGCUAUCUCAGUACCUUGUCAUGAAGAGAGCUUCGAUUGAACUUAAUUUCCACGCUCUGUAUUCCAAUUUCCUUGAUGUUCUGAAGAUCCGCGAAAUUAAUAAAAUGGUCACAAAAGAAACUUAUCGCAACAUCAAAGUUCUAUUACGUUCGGACAAAGGAAUUGCAAACUUCUCUGACCGCUCCCUACUAAAGAACCUGGGCCACUGGCUUGGAAUGCUGACGCUGGCGCGCAACCAGCCCAUACUUCAUGUGGACAUCGAUCUCAAAGCAUUGGUGUUAGAAGCAUACCACAAAGGGCAACAAGAGCUUCUCUACGUGGUUCCUUUUGUAGCCAAAGUAUUGGAAUCCUGCGCUAAGAGCGUCGUCUUCAAGCCGCCAAAUCCUUGGACAAUGGCACUAAUGAAUGUUCUUGCGGAGUUACAUCAAGAACCAGAUCUGAAGCUGAACUUGAAGUUUGAAAUAGAAGUGCUCUGUAAGAAUCUGAGCUUAGACAUAUCGGACCUGAAGCCUGCUAUUUACUUAAAAGAUCCUGAAAAGCUGCGACUAAUCGAGUUUCAGCUUUCACAACCGAAACAGAAUAAAGAGGCAGCACCAGCCAUGCCAGUAAAUCAGACUAUCGUGCAGGCGCCGCAGAUGCAGAUGAUGGCUCCGCCGCCACCCAUGAUCCCCGCGGACGACCUCGCCGCCACUGCUCCCACGCCUACGAGUGGGCUUGUAGCCAACGACCCGAGCUUGAUGGGAGUUAUUGGACUACCUGAACCCAGAUUUAAUUACUUAGAUGUGAAUGUGUCCUCCACAUCGGCCUUUGGCCAAAAGAUAUGUUUCAAUCCCCACAUUAUUCUAUUCCAAAACUAUCCUCAUUUGAAACAAUUUGUGAAACCUGCCAUUGAACGAUCAAUUCAGGAAUGGAUUCACCCCGUUGUCGACAGGUCAAUCAAAUACGCUUUGACGACCUGUGAACAGAUCAUAAGGAAAGACUUCGCCUUUGACCCCGACGAAGUAAGAAUGCGCACCUGCGCUCACCACAUGAUGCGGAACCUUACCGCCGGCAUGGCCAUGAUUACUUGCCGCGAGCAAAUCAUUAGCACGAUCAGUACCAAUUUGAAAGCUGCAUUUGUCACCGCUCUGAUGCCUUCCACCCCACAACAGAAAGAGAUAAUUGAAAGCGCUGCUGCAGUUCUUGCCACAGAAAACAUGGAGCUGGCGUGUGCUUUCAUUCAAAAGACAGCUGUAGAAAAGGCAUUACCAGAACUGGAUAAGAGAUUGAUGAAUGACUACGAAAUGCGAAAACUCGCACGCCAGGAAGGCAGACGAUAUUACGACCCGAUCGUUUUGACUUACCAAACCGAGAGGAUUCCCGAAAGAGUACGCCUUCGCGUGGGAGGACCCACUGAUCAACAGAUCGCUGUUUAUGAAGAGUUUGCGUGCAACAUUCCUGGAUUCAUGCCCGUGCGAGAUGCUGGCAUGUUUAUUCCUAAACCAUCGGCUCAGGAACAAAUCCCUCAGCUGACAUUUAGUCAGGUGAUCAACCCGACCCAAGUUUACGGCACUGACGAGAUGAGCGCAUUAAUUUCUGCCGCCGAAUUGUUCCUGGCUAAUGCAUUGGCUGUGGCUUCCAUGGCAGUGCAGGCCGCGAAUAUGCACACCCUCCUUGAGUGUCUUAUCAUGGCAAGGAGGAACCGUGACAUUGUUUCGGGGUGCACCCUGUUGCAGAAGGCCGUGGAAGGUCUUCUCGACGGCCACAUCGUUCAACCAGGCGCUAGCAGCGACCAUGUUGAGAUGAUGACUAGAUAUCGAGAUAUCCACCUUCGAGUUCUUAAGCUACUGGAAGACGCCCGAGUCUACGGCCACGUAUGGACUGCCAAACAGAUCACCUGCUGCCUUACAGAGUGCAGAGAGGAGCUCAGAUAUAACUUGGAAGCCAUUGACUGCCUUAUAAGGAACCACUUGGUGAAUCUGCCUCAGUAUGAUAUCGCCCUCGCCCACACAAUGGACAGCGGUAACAACUACAUGGCUGUGGCAUUUGCCAUGCAGUUGGUCCAGCUGUACCUAGUCGAUGAUAGGAAUAACAUGUAUGCCAAUGAAUCCGACCUUUACCACACUACGGAAAUGCUGGUCCGUAUCAUGUCCCACUCACGUCAGCCUCCACCUGAAGGUCUGGGCACCUUGAUUGAGAUGCUCCGUGUGAACCAGGACCCUAGCGCGUACCUCGGUGAGAGGUCGCCCCUAGGACCCACUGCUCACAUUCACUCUGGAAUCCUACAAGUGCGGGCUCGCGAUUACGACGAUCCUCCUGGUCUACAAGAAAAGACCGAGAAUCUCCUUCGCGAAUGGAGAAACGUUCUCCUCAGUCCCCUUACUGAGAUUGAAAUCGCUCAAAACUUCAACCUUUAUGUUCACCGCAUGAACAUGAAUGGAAUACUGAAAUCUGAUGAGAUGAUCACUAGAUUCUUCCGUAUUGCGACACAAAUGUGCAUUGAGAAUGUAUAUCAGCAGCUGAAUGAGGACAGGAUGACUCCUCCUGCGAGCCCGCCUAAGCGCGAGAAAUAUUACGCUAUGUGCGACUCCUUCAUCAAACUGGUUUCCUUGCUGAUCAAGAACACGGCUGAUGGAGGUAACCCCACGCCUAAGCUGAACCUGCUAAACAAGAUCCUCGGUAUAAUCGCUGGCUGCUUGCUUCAAGACCACGAGGAGCACGGCACUAACUUCCAGCAGCUGCCGUACCACCGGCUGCUACUCAUUCUCUUCCUGGAUAUGAACAUGGCAGAGCCUGUUUUGGAAACCAUGAACUACCAGGUCCUGACAGCAUUCUGCCAUACACUACGAAUCAUACGUCCGAGCAUCGCACCCGGCUUCUGUUACGCCUGGCUCGAGCUGGUCGCACAUCGCGCCUUCAUCAACCGCGUCCUUGCUGUUACGCCACAACAAAAGUUAUAUUUUCAGGGCUGGGGGAUGUACUCGACUCUGCUGAUUGAUCUAUUUAAAUUCCUCGAUCCGUUCUUACGGAAUACCGAACUCGCUGCGCCGGUCAUGAUGUUGUACAAAGGAACCUUAAAGGUUCUCUUGGUACUGCUCCAUGACUUCCCGGAAUUCUUGUGCGACUAUCACUACGGAUUCUGCGACGAGAUCCCGCCAAAUUGCAUCCAGAUGAGAAACCUGAUUCUGUCAGCGUUCCCCCGGAACAUGCGGCUGCCGGAUCCGUUCACGCCGAACUUGAAGGUCGACCUACUUGCUGAGAUCGCUCUACCACCGCGAGCCGUCAUUAACUAUGCAACUAUCAUUCCCUCUUCCCAAUUCAAGAAGGAUUUAGAUGCAUACUUAAAAGCUCGUGCUCCUGUCACCUUCUUGUCGGAACUACGAGGAAACAUGCAGGUUGUGAAUGAACCCGGCCGCCGGUACAAUAGUCAGCUGAUGAACGCCGUGGUCCUCUACGUCGGCACGCAGGCGAUUGCUCACAUUCGCGCCAAGGGACAGACUCCUAAUAUGUCUACCAUCGCCCACUCCGCACACAUGGACAUUUUCCAGAACUUCACGGUUGAUUUCGACUACGAAGGACGAUACUUGUUCCUGAACGCGAUUGCGAACCAGCUGCGCUACCCUAACAGCCACACGCACUACUUCAGCUGCUGCCUCUUGUAUCUGUUCGCUGAGGCCAACUCAGAGGCGGUGCAAGAGCAGAUCACUAGAAUGCUCUUAGAGAGGCUGAUCGUCAAUCGCCCGCACCCGUGGGGACUCCUCAUCACUUUCAUUGAACUCAUCAAGAAUCCUAUCUACAAGUUCUGGUCGCAUGAAUUUGUCCAUUGCGCUCCGGAGAUUGAGAAGCUGUUCGCGUCAGUGGCGCGAUCCUGCAUUGUUGACAAGACAGGUGCUGGAGGGGGAGAAAGGGAGAUAGCCGAGUAGCGCCGCGCCAAUUGGGAGUCUGUUCGGCACAAGCACAUAUUCAAAAGCUUUGUCGAGAAAGGCUUCCAACACCAGGCGCGCUACGGUGAAGCGUCGCAGACACAGCCUUCAAUGUCGCAACCCCCCAAGCACGCUAUGCAGUGGAACAAACUCUUCAAGAAGUAAACCCGCCCUACACUGAGCAUAUUUUACGCAAACGCAUACACGCGGUCGGACAGUUCGAUACCAAUUAUAUUACAUAGUGAUUAGACUUAAAUUUCACGUUUACUAUACUACGUGCUCAAGGAACAGUGUUACAACAUGGUGGAACAUUUUAAUCCUGAUCUUAGAUCAGCUGACCAGUGUUGUUGAUACACAUUCUUUGAGUGACUUAAGUGCUCUUUUUUUUUUUUGUUUUCAUUUAAAUAUCAUAUACAGAAGAAUUACUCAUGACCAUUAAUUAUAUAAUGUACUUUAAAAUCGGACAUAUUGUGCUACAGUUAUACGUUAUGACAGUUUUUGUAUGUUUAUAAAAUCAACUCGAUGAUUAGUUCUAUUCUGUUUACAUUUUUAAUAGUCAAUUCUUGAGCCUCGGCUUUUACAAAAUUAUCAAAAGAUAAGACGGAACGGCAGCGGACGAACCUGUUAUUGAUUUAUAUUCCUAUUGAACAUUAUUUAUUAAAAUUAUGAUUGUCUUUAUCGUGGUAAUAUCCAGUGGUGGAUGUCCUAUUUAGUUAGUACCUAUAAAGGAUGUUUAUAUCACGCUAGCUCAAAUCUCUUGUUCUUGUCACGUGUUGAAAUAGCUGCAUUACAAUUGGCACGUGACCAGAACGAGAGUUGUGACGCCGGAUUAAAGUUAAGGCGACUUGUACAGUGAUACGAAAUAACACUUCGUCAAAUUAAGAAUACAAAAUCGACUGAUUAAAGUAACCGCAAAUGUUGCGUAUGCGUCGGGUUAAUAGAAUGUAGAAGCGACACCUUCGCUACUUAUAAUGAAAAGUUCUCUUAGUGUUAAAUACCGUUCAAACGGAUCGAUGAGUUUCAAUCAGUUACUUACGACGACUUAAUAAUAAUAAUUGUAAUAUUAUUAGUACCUAAUUAAUUAAUAAUUAAAGUAAUAAUUUGAUAAUAAGUUUUGAAAUGCAAUGCAUCUAUUGCUCUGUAAAGUUUUCUAGAUGUGUUUUUUCGAAUGUAAUUUAGUGUUAAUGUUUAUGCUACAAAUUUGUCAUUAAGCCAUGUAAUCCCAUUUUCUAAACAAUGUGUUGUAAUAAAAUAUUUUUCCAAUAAUCAGUU